Molecule: messenger RNA, 8909 nt
Organism: Sus scrofa (pig)
Lineage: Eukaryota; Metazoa; Chordata; Mammalia; Artiodactyla; Suidae
Gene: PLSCR5
Product: phospholipid scramblase family member 5
Biological process (GO): plasma membrane phospholipid scrambling
Cellular component (GO): plasma membrane
Molecular function (GO): phospholipid scramblase activity
Source: RefSeq, a predicted model, not a curated record
AUGAUGUGCUGCAGAAAACAACUGGUGCACUCUCACUGGCACUGAGUUGCGGCUGCACUGGCUGUAUGUGAUGUGGCUGCUGUCAAUGAAGGCAAUUGUAUGCAGAGUGCUGCUGGGCUGUCUGCUGCAGCUACUUCAGGGCUUGUUGCAGUAUGUUGAUGUCUGAAGAUGCAAGCAGAUGUUGAGAGGACAAAGUGGCCACAGCAAGCAAGGCGCAAGGACCAAGGCACAAGAUGCACAGAAACCAAGAAGCAGAGGUCUGCCUGGUUGUCUUCCGGGAGCGCCAGACCCCGACCAGAGCUUUCAUACCUCAGGUUCCGGUCCAGGGAACCAAGUGUGGCAGCGGGGUCUCCCUCCACCAGGGAAUCUCCUUCCUGGUCUAGAAUAUUUAAGCCAGUUAGACCUGAUAAUUAUACACCAGCAGGUGGAGCUUCUUGGAAUGAUACUUGGCACUGAGACUUCCAACAAAUAUGAGAUUAAAAACAGCUUGGGACAAAGAAUUUACUUCGCAGUGGAGGAAAGCAUCUGCUUCAAUCGUACUUUCUGUUCCACACUUCGAUCUUGCACUCUGAAGAUCACUGAUAACUCUGGUCAAGAAGUGAUGACAGUCAACAGGCCCUUGAGAUGUAACAGCUGCUGGUGUCCUUGCUACUUACAAGAGUUAGAAAUCCAAGCCCCUCCUGGUACUAUAGUUGGUUAUGUUGCACAGAAGUGGGACCCCUUUCUGCCUAAAUUCACAAUCCAAAAUGCAAACAAAGAAGAUAUUUUGAAAAUUGUUGGUCCUUGUGCAACAUGUGGCUGUUUUGGCGAUGUGGAUUUUGAGGUAAAGACUAUUGAUGAAAAGCUUACAAUUGGAAAGAUUUCAAAGUACUGGUCAGGAUUUGUAAAUGAUGUCUUCACCAAUGCUGACAACUUUGGAAUUCAUGUUCCUGCAGAUCUAGAUGUGACAGUCAAAGCAGUGAUGAUUGGUGCUUGUUUUCUCUUUGAUUUUAUGUUCUUUGAACAUUCACUGGCUGGAUUAUAACAAGCAAGAUGACAAAAACAAUAAAAUAUGCAUGACAUAUUUCAAAAUCCCUUGGGCUCUGGAUCUCAUUUCUGAAUGGUUUGAGUAUUUGCUUUUUUUGUAACAAAAUGUUAAUUAUUAUAUUUAUUAAAGCAUAAUGUCAAGGAAGCAAUUAUCUGGUUGUGAAUUGCAUGAUAGCUAAAGACAAGAUGACUGGCCCUAGCACAGUGUUGCUUUGAGAGAUUACUAUUCUUUCUUUUUAUCCCUUUGAAGUUAUUGCAUGGUAAGCAUGAAAGAUGAGAGCUAAGGCUUGCAGCAUCACUGAUGAAAAUUCAAUGUUUAGAGAGCACUUUGAAGUUUUUCUGGUACUGGAGCUGGUUACUAAUCAAAAAGACUGGAUUUCUAAAGUAUUUUUUCAUAAGCAGUCUUUUAAAAUUUGUUUAUUAAUCUUCUUAUUGUAGUGAGACAUUUUUACGUUAUAUUAGGAAAGCUAAAGUUUGGGUAAAUAAUAUGUUUAAAGGUGAGACAGAAGAUAGAUAAAAUCAAUGUGCCCUAGUUGCAAAAGGCAUGUUUACUUUCCAUGAUGAAGAAAAAUAUUUACAAAUCAAAGCAUGCUUUAAAUACUUACCCAUGCUAAGAAUUUAAAUAAGCACACUCAUAGACUUCUAAGUUAGUAAAAGCAGGGGUUUAGAGCAGGAACUUCACCUACUUUCAAUAAAAGUUCAGUCAAGGGAACUAAGGUUCUGAAAAAUGGACAACUCCAAGACUUAAAAAGGCAAAGAAAAGCAAACAAACAAAUAAAGCCUUAAUACAUGAGGCAAAUGCAGAAGUCAGGAAGCACAGCCAAUUCAAUUAAUAAGUGCAUUCUCUAUUUAUGUUUUCUGAGCCCUCCAGAUUACUACAUCAACCUAUCCACAUAUUUCUAAAGCCUAUGCAAAAGAAAAAUUCCUUUUAUGAAUCCAAUUGUCCUUUCCUUUUUAAAAUGAGGAAACAAAUUUAAGGAAAGCACCGUGUUGGCUCUACUUUAGAAUUACAUGAAUACUACCCAAAUUUCCAUCCAUAUAUAAAGGUGUUUAGAGAAACUCCAGAUAAUACCCCAUUUAGUAAAGGAAUUGUAUUCCAAACAUCUGUUAUUAAGUUACUUGUUUGGAGUUAGGAAUCUAUCAUCUAGAGAUAGCACUGUAUGUGGUAGUUAAGUUCCCUAAAUAGUCCACACAUAUUCAUUUAGUUCUGAGUUCUGGGUUAAAGGCUUUAGGUUGUGUAAGACAGAAAAGAGUCUCUUCUCCUGCAUGGCUGAAUUUUCUUUAGCAUUCUUCAUCCUUACUUUCUAACUAUUCUCAGAGCCCCCUCCCUGGACAGGUGGGAACUAGAUAUUGCCUCAGUCAAAUAUCCAUGACCUAUUGGUGAUGCAGAAGAGUUUAAACACUGACCGCCAAAAACAAUCACCCUUCAAACCACACUCCACCUUUCCCCUGGUCAUGCCAUCCACUCCUGCAGUAUAACUGGUGUCACCUGAGUGUUGGGAGCAGUGAGGUCAAGGAUGAGAAUAGAAGUCCCACGUGCUGUGAGAGAUGUCACCUAUGUCUAGCUCUGCUGUGUUAGGCAUGCAUCUGUGAACCUAAUGUGUAGCUUUUCUAAAUCUCCUCAGGUUUUCCUUUUGUUACCUUGCAGAGCUGUGGUGAUGGUUUAGGGGAACAUAGUGUUUCCUCCCCAUUAACCUUUUAUCUACUUUAACUACUGUGUGUAUGAAUUAGUGGUCAUUUACAACCCCUAAAGGAAAUUUUAUUUUCACUUUGCAAUUGCUUUUUUAUUGAGAUUUAAUUCAAAUGUCAUAAAAUUCAUAUUCUUAAAGUGUACAAUUCAGUAUAUUGUACAAUAUAUUCACAUAGUUUUAAUAUGUUCACAAAGUUAUAUGACAUCAAGAAUGGUAGUUUUUAAGCUGAUGCUUAUUAACUAAUAAAAUGAAGACAAUAGCUAAUAUUUUCUGAGGGCUUAUUACAUGCCAGACACCAUAAUUGCUAUGAAUUCCUGGUCAGGUAACAAAAUAAAAUGAAAAUAAAGGAAAAUCAGGCAGUCUGUGGAAGACUGCCUUGGAACCUCUCUUUUCCCCUCCCCACCCUGCAUCCCAUGUCCCAAAUGCUCUCCCUAAAGAUGAUCUUGCUUUCAUAGCUUUUUCUUGUGUAUUACUUUGACUUCUAAAAUGAAAUAUUUUUGUAACUGAUGUCACAACAGCUAAGACUUUCACAGAGGGGCAUGAAAAGCAGAAAGAAAACACCAUUUAUAAAUAGUACCUUUCGAUAUGACAAACUUCUGGAUUAUUUAAAAAUAUUUAAAUGAACCCUAAAACUAGCAAAAAGACCUACUUGACAUUUAAGCAAUGGAGACUCCCCAAGGAUAAAAAUGCUUCUUAGAAUAUGGCACUCAUUUUAAAGUUGGAUAAAUCGGCUAAAAACCUGCUACUGGAUUUGCUCCUGAAUUGCCACACAACAAAUUAAGACCCAUUCUUUCUCUCCUUCUUUAUUAAGGUGAAAUUGAUCUUUAAAUGUCUUGUAAGCACCAUGUUUCCCUUUUCCACCAAACAUGAACCCAUGAAAGACUGGAAAAACUCUUGCUGUUGAAUGAAAAUUUUAAUUAAAAAUUUGCAUCUAUUAUGAGACUUGGUCCUCUGUGCAUCACUGCCUCUCCCUGGUCCACUAUACUCUCCGAACACAGGUUCCGACUUUGUUUACUAUCAGAUAUACUGAGGAAGUCGUGAGCAGAUUCAAAUGCCUCCCACUCAUUCAUUCAUUCAUCACUCAUUAAUACUUAUUCAAUCCCUCCUUAUUUAAUUAUGCCAAAAAUAGAAUCCCCCUUCUUAUGAAUCUUACAGUUUAGUUAAAGAGAUAGUUAUUAAUCCAAUAAUGACACAAACAAAACUUGAAAAGUGUUUACAGUUGAUAGACGAGGUGCCAGGUAAGUAAGAUAAGGGGUACGUGCUUGGUCAGGGAGUGAGGAUAUGAUGGUGGAUUUAAUAUGUGAAGAAUAAGAGCAAAAAGAAGAAUGCUGUAGGCUGAGGUACUAACAUUUGCAAAAGUUCUCUGAUGGCGGAAGGGGAGGACGAUCUCAAAUGACUUAAAGAAAGCCAGUGGCUAAAGUUCAGCCAAUGAAGAGGAAUGUGGUACAAGAGGAGAAUGAAUGGGGUUUGUGGGCCAAGUUAACGAUUUAGACUCUUUCUGUUAACAAAGCAUCUGAUAAAAGUUAAUAAGUAGAGACUUGACUGAUAAAAGAUUAAAUUGGCGAGAGUGCAGGAGAGGAUGCUCAUGGACAAAUUAGUGUUACUACUGUUUCGAUGACAGGUAGUGAUAGCUUGUGACACUCGUGUAAAAGGAGAGAAGUGAGCAGAUUCAAGAUAUACUUAAGAUAUAAAAUCACCCUUACUUGAUGCUGGGUUGAAAAUGGAGAUAUAAGGGAGAAAGAGGAUUUCUGGCCUAUGGCAUUUAGUGACAGGGAGAACGUUAGAAGAGGAUCUGGUUUGUUGAUAUAGAAAGAACCUGGGUUCAAUUUUAAGCGCAUUAAACUUGUAUUGCUACAAGGAGAUGUCAAAUAGGCAGGUAGGCAUGUUUUCAUUGAGUAUAUUUCUGAAGAGAUAUGAGUUUAUGAAAACUAUACAGACCCAUGGACAUCUGAAUAAUCUCUGGUUUAUUUCAAAGAUAUCCCUACGAAACUUUUUAAAACCAGCAUGGGAAACAAAUUCAUUCUUUCAUUGAAAUAAUAUUUUAUGAAAUUACUUCUAUGUACUAGGCACUGUAUUAGAAAGUGGGGAUAGAUAUUAGGCUAUCUAAAAAUACAUUUCACAAAUAUUUGUGAAGUUCAUAUUAGAUGCUAGGUACCUACAUCAGCAAUAAGUUGCAGCAAUGAACAAAGCAACUAAGUACUUUCUCUCUUAGAACUUAUAUCCUGAUACAGAUAGAUAAUAAACCAACAGGUAACAAAAAUAUCACAUCAUCAUAGGUGAUGAUAAAUACUGAUAAAAAGUCUAUCACUCAAUCUAAAACAAUCAACUAAAGAUAUUGUUUGCUCAGGCAAGGGGAGGCUGAGCUCAGAAGACAGUUUAUAAGCAAAGAAGAGAACUUAUAAAAGGUUUUGUAUAAGUAUACAGUUUAGAAACUGGAGUGUUGGCUUUAGCUAGGGAAAAAUAUUUACCAGAGUAAGACUGUUGCUGGCUGACUGAUUCUCAGAAAUCUGUUUGUUGGACAAAAGCUGUUGCUGAUUAUCUGAUUUUCAGGAGUUGAUUGCAGGAGAUGUUGCUGGUUUUCUUUCAGAAGUGUGUGAACUUUCAUAAUCAAUCACUGACUAAUCAAACGAGUUUAAUACAGGCACACCUCACUUUAUUGCACUUCUCGUUAUUACAUAUUUUACAAAUUGAAGGUUUGGCAACCUUGUAUUAAGCAAGUGUAUUAGUGUCAUUUUUUCCAAUAGCAUUUGCUCCAUUUAUAUCUCUGUGUUAUAUUUUGGUAAUUCUCAUGAUAUUGCAAGCUUUUUCAUUAUUAUUACAAUCAUUGUGGUAGUUUGUAACUAGUGGUCUUUUAUGUUACCACUAUAAUUGUUUUGGUAAAACAAUUAUAAAACAAUGAAUUUAAUCGAUAAAUAUUGUUUGUGUUCUGACUGAUCCACUGACUGGCUGUUCUGCCAUCUCUUUCCCUCUCCUCGGGCCUUCCUUUUCCUUAAGAUACAACAAUAUUGAAAUUAGGCCAAUUAAUAACCCUAUAAUAGCCUCUAAGUGUUCAGGUGAAAGGAAGAGUUGCAAGUCUCUCACCUCUCUCACCUUAAAUUCACCUUAGCGGCGAAGGCAGGUGGAAAGCACCAGUUACUGAAGUGAAGGAAAAGGAAAAGUUCUUCAGGAAAAUUAAAAGUGCUACCCCAGCGAACAUAUGAAUGAUAAGAAAGCAAAAAACAAACAAAACAAAACAGCCUUAUUGCUGAUAUGGAGAAAGUUUUAGUGAUCUGGAUAGAAGAUCAAACCACCCACAUCAUUCCCUUAGGCCAAAGCCUAAUCCAGAUAAAAUUUAUUUAACUCUCAUAAAUUCUAAGAAGGCUGAGAGAAUGAGGAAGUAGAAGAAGAAAAAUCUGAAACUAGGAGAAGUUGGUUCAUGGAGUUUAAAGGAAGAAACAGUCUCCAUAACAUGGAAGUGUAAGGAGAAACAGCAAGUGCUGAUGUAGAAGCCACAGAAAGUUAUACAGAAUGUCUAGCUAAGUUCAUCAAUGAAGGUGGCUACACUAAACAACAGGUUUUCAAUGUUGAUGAAUCAGCCUGCUAUUGGAGAAGAUGUCACCUAGGAUUUUCACAGCUAGAGCAAAGUCAAUGCAUGCUUAUGAAGCUUCAAAGUACAUGCUGACUCUUCCAUUAGGGGCUAAGGCAACUGUGACUUCAAGUUGAAGUCAAUACUCAUUUACUAUUCUGCAAAUUCUACUGCUCUUAAGACUUAUGCUAAAUCAACUCUGCCUGUGUUCUACAAAUGGAACAACAAAGCCUGAGUGACAGCACAUGUUUACUGAAUACUCUAAACCCACUGUUACCAUUGUUCAGAAAAAAAAUUCAAUAUGUUCCUCCUCAUUGACAAUGCACCUGGUACUUCAAGAGUUCUGAAGAUGAACAAUGUUGUUAAUGGUGUUCUCACGUCUGCUAACACAACAUCCAUUCUGCAACAUCAAGGAGUAAUUUCAACAUUCAAUCCUUAUUCUUUAAGAGAUACAUUUUGUAAGGCCACAGAUAAUGAUUCCUCAGAUGUAUCUUGGCAAAGUAAAUGAAAAUCUUCUAGAAAGGAUUCACCAUUCUAGAUGCCAUUAGGAACAUCAUGAUUCAUGGGAAGAGGUCAAAAUAUUAACAGGAAUUUAGAAGAAAUUGAUUCCAACCCUCAAGGGGUUCAAGACUUCAGUGGAAUAUGUAAGUGCAGAUGUGGUGGAAAUAGCAAGAGAAUGAGAAAUAGAAGUGGAACCUAAAGAUGUGACUGACUGCUCUAAUCUCAUAAUCAAACUUUAAAGGAUAAGAAAUGUAAAGAUACUUUUAAUGGAUGAGCAAAGAAAGUGGUUUCUUGUGAUGGAAAUCUACUCCUGGUGAAGAUGCUAUGAUGACUGUUGAAAUGAUGACAAGAAAUUUAGAAUAUUACAUCAGUUUGGUUGAUAAAGCAGCAGCAGCAAAGUUUGAGAUGAUUGAAAUUUCGAGAGUAGUUCUAUUGUCGGUAAAAUGCUAUCAGACAGACAAAGAGAAAUCGUUUGUAAAAGGAAGAGCCAGUUGAUGUGGCAAACUUCUUGUUGUCUCAUUCUAAGAAAUUGCCACAGACACCCCAUCCUUCAGCAACCACCACUCUGAUCAAUCAGCAGCCAUCAACACUGAGGUAGGACUUUCCACCAGCAAAGAUUAUAACUCACUGAGGGCUCAGAUGAUGAUUAGCAUUUUUUAGUAAUAAUGCAUUUUUAAUCAAGAUAUACACAUUACUGUAUUGGCUAUAAUGUUACUGCACAAUUAAUAGACUAGAGUAUAGUGUAAACACAAGUUUUACAUGUACUGAGAAAUCAAAACAUUUGUGUGUCUCAUCUUACUGCACUUAACUGCAAUAUUUGCUUUAUUGCAGUGGCCUGGAACUGAAUCCACAAUAUCUCCCAAGUACUUUUGCCUUGGUUUUGAUUACUACUCAUUGCUAUAAUGAACAAUCAGUUAUUUCCUAGGAGGGUGAAAAUUUUAUAUUCCCAAAACCAUGAAGAAAAUAAUUCAAAAAUAGAGAAAUGAAGCUGCUGUUAUAUUUGAGCAGCAAUAGGAAAUAAAGCAAAAAUUUGUAAGAUUAUUUGGAAAAAGAGAGUUCCGAGCAGAUGGAAAAGCAAGUGCAAGGGUUCUGAAUCAAGAGGCUGCUGGACAAGUUUAAGAAGCCCAGCAAGCCAGUAUAGCUGGAGUAUAGUAAGCCCAACAGAGAGAGGUUUGAGUUACAGUAGAAAAUGUGGCCAGCGGCCAGAUUAUAUAGAGCCUUGCUAGGCAAAGAAUGAAGAGUAAUUGACAAUCUCUGGCUUCUGAUUUGAUGUAGGAUGUAAGAAAUACUAAGAACUCAAGGAUAAAGCCCCAGUUUCUGUUGUGGCCACACCACUCACCCAAAUAGGUGUAAUUCAAUGUUAUAGGUGCUCUGAUUAAAAAAAAAAAUCAAAGACAUUAAGGGUGGGAGUUCAGAACCCUUAGAGAGUAGAUAAAAACAUUUGAGGUGAGUGUGUGCCCUCCAGGCCAGGUGGGGUAAAGCCAGGAAGUAUGGCUGGGAGAACAUUUCAAGCCAAGAGCACAGCACAAAUGUGGUAAGUGAGAAACACCAUUCUCAGCAACAAGAAUGAAAAGGACACAGGAGUUCAGGAUGCACCUAAUAAGUUCAUAGUUUUCUUAGACAAUGAGGCCAUGCUCUCCCAUUCAGCUGUAGUGGGAAAUUGUAGUGCUAGAUCAUGAUUCAAAGAACAGCUCCUACUCCUGAAUGCAUGCUCUAUGUCUACACUUGACCAAAGCAUUCUCUAAGGGCUUUGAAAAGUUAUUUAGAAGCUAGAUUGAACUCAGAAGCUGAGUGUGAGUGAAACAAAAGGUAUGGGAAAAACAAAACAAAAAAAACCCUGAAAAACUUGAAUAUUCCUCCCAAUCCAGAACUUCCUUGAGGAAAGAAACUAAAAUUCAUCAGAUAAAUCACUUGUAUUUCCCUACAAAAGAGAGGUUUUGAUAGAUGAUAUAAAGAAUCAGAUAUAGUCUUGAGAAAAUAUACAGCCGUUCAUUAAAAUUCUGAUUUGUUGGAACAUUAAUUAGAAGUUUAUAGAUAGAGAGGAUUAAGAUGGCAGAAUAGAAGGACUGGAGCUCAACUUCUCUCCUAAAAACAACAAAAUUCACAAUUAAAAGCUGAGCAAUCCC